Molecule: messenger RNA, 1506 nt
Organism: Mugil cephalus (flathead mullet)
Lineage: Eukaryota; Metazoa; Chordata; Actinopteri; Mugiliformes; Mugilidae
Product: heat shock protein 67B1
Exons: 4
Coding region: 139-1350 (403 amino acids)
Biological process (GO): response to heat; protein refolding
Molecular function (GO): protein folding chaperone
Source: RefSeq, a predicted model, not a curated record
UCCGGUUCAACACACCAGGCUUUGGCGAGCCUUUCCUUUUUCAUCCCCUUGUUCAUUAAGUAGAUUUUAAUAACUGGAAUUUCAGUGAGUCAGCCCCAAGAGCCCAAAAGUAACUGGCUUUUAUUUUUUUCUUGAAACAUGGCCGAACAGACCAAAACAGAGUUGUCAUGCGGGGAGUACGGCAGGCCCCUCCUCUGGUACCCCCUGAGAAAAUGGUGGCAAUCCAGUCGGCUUUUCGGUCAGGAUGUUGGCCUGCCACCUCUACUGGAGCCAGGGGACGCUCGUUGGAAGGAUGUGGACUGGCUCCAGAGGAGUUUGGCAGCCUGCUCCUGGCCGGGGUACAUACCCGCUCCGCUGUUUGUGCCCCACAUCUCAGAGUCGACGCAUCAUCCAGGCCAGAAGAUUAGCCAGUGGAGGGUCAGCAUGGACGUGGCUCACUUCUCCCCCUCGGAGAUUUCGCUCAGCGUCAGAGACGGAUUCCUGGAAGUUGGAGGGAAGCACGAGGAGAGGCCAGACGAGCACGGAUUUAUUGCCAGAUGUUUUACAAGGAAAUACAGGCUCCCAGCUGAGAUGGAUGUUACCAAACUCACGUCCACACUUUCUGUCGACGGCAUCCUGACGGUGGAAGCUCCCGUCCCUGAAACCUCUGUCCCUGCUGCCUUCAUCAUUCCAAUAAAGGUGGAGAUAGAGACGUCGGGAGAAGAGGAAGUAAAACGCGAGGAGGAGGAAGCAGAAGCAGCAGCCAGCCACACGGAGGCCGAGAUACCAUCCGCAGAGGAUCACGGAGAACAGCCGCCAUUAGAGACACAUGACGGCCAGGUUCAACCUGGCAGUGCCACUGGAGAGAUUCAGGAGGAGGAGGAGAAGGAGGAGAAAGAAGCGAAGGAGGAGAAGGAGGAGGAGACACUUGAAAAGCCAGAAGCAGAGUCCCAGCCUUCAGUGCCUGCAGAUGACAAAGGCACAGAGAGUCUUCAAGAUACUUCUGAGCACCAGGAAACCACGGAAAGCCAAGAAACCGCGGACCCAUCCAAACUGCUGGAACAAAAAGAAGCUGCUGUGGAUGGAGAGAUGGAGGGAAUGGCAGGUUCAGGAGAGGUGGCUGAGGAGAUGAUCCAGCCUGAGGAGCAGGAGCAGGAGCAGAAGCCGGACCAGGAGCAGGUCCAGGAGCCGGUCCAGGAGCAGGUCCAGGAGCAGGAGCAGAAGUCGGACCAGGAGCCUGUCCAGGAGCCAGUCCAGGAGCCGGCCCAGGAGCCGGUCCAGGAGCAGGUCCAGGAGCAGGUCCAGGAGCAGGUCCAGGAGCAGGUCCAAGAGCUGAAGUCUACCGACAUAAAGCAAGAACACAUCGAGUAAAGAAAAACACAGGAUCAUGUUGAGAAAACCCAGAAAUAGCCUGCAUAGCUUGCUUUGCACCAGUUCCACACGUGCAUUCUAGUCAGUAGAUUUACCAGCCACAUAGUCAUGCUGUCUUUGGAGCUCCAAUAAAACACCGGCAUGUGAAAAAAAAAA